This is a messenger RNA of Danio rerio (zebrafish), 3102 nucleotides long. It is a transcript of the gene mtx1a, whose product is annotated as metaxin 1a. The record is from RefSeq and is marked provisional. Gene Ontology annotation, cellular component: mitochondrion; mitochondrial outer membrane; SAM complex. Gene Ontology annotation, biological process: mitochondrion organization. Lineage: Eukaryota; Metazoa; Chordata; Actinopteri; Cypriniformes; Danionidae.
GGAGUUUUGAAGAUGGCGGCGCCCUGUGAGCUGUUUUGCUGGAAGGCUGGUUUGGGUUUACCGUCAGUAAACACAGAUUGUCUCAUCGUAUUGGCAUACGCUCGCUUUGCUGGAGCUCCACUCAAAAUUCACAAGAUCUCUAACCCCUGGAGAAGCCCUACAGGUUCACUUCCAGCUCUUAGGACCAAGGAUGAAGGCAGCUGCUCACAACCCAGUCAGAUCAUCAUUCAGCUGAGAAAACAGAAAUUUAAUGCAGACUACGAUCUCUCGGCCAAAGAGGGUGCAGACACACUGGCCUUUAUCUCUCUGCUGGAGGAGCGACUGUUGCCGGCGCUGAUCUACGCAUUAUGGAUUGAUCCUAAGAACUAUGUGGAAGUGACACGCCGCUGGUACGGAGAGAAUAUGAGCUUCCCUCUUAACUUCUUCCUGCCGGGCCGCAUGCAGAACAGGCAGCUGGAGCGACUCCGACUGAUCCGAGGAAACGGCACACUCGAGGCCGGAGAAGAGGCAGAGAAGGAGCUUUACCAUGAUGCUCUGGAGUGCCUGAAUCUUCUCUCUCAGCGCCUGGGAUCAAACAAAUUUUUCUUUGGAGAUUCGCCAUCUUCUCUGGAUGCGUAUGUGUUUGGUCAUCUAGCGCCGCUUUUUAAGAUCCGGCUGCCUAACUGCAGACUACAGCAGAACUUGAAGAACCUGGACAACCUGAACACAUUCUGCUCUAACAUACUGUCUCUCUACUUUCCCAAUGAAAGUAUAGAGGGCGUCAGUCGUCCGGUGUCCAGCACGCAGCCGGGAAGCGACUUGGACAAUGAGCCAUACAAGAGACGCAAGCAGCUGCUGUCCGUGCUGGUUGCGGUCGCAGCUAUGUUGAGUUAUGCACUAUUCACCGGCAUAGUGGCUAUUGAGCAUGUGCAGGAGGAGGAGCCUGUAGGCUCACACAUAGGCCCCUCCCAUGAGGAAGAAGAGGAGGUGUGAAGGAAACGAAUGAAUGAAAGUAGGGCUUUCUGUUAGUUGCACUGGGAUGUUCACUUCAACAUGAUGCAGAAACCGUAUUGUUGGAGAUAUAUGUUUUAUUUAUUCAUUGACUUUAGCUUUAAUUGCAUGAUAAUCUUUGCUUUUAUCUAAAUUUUUUCCCUAUUGAGCUGCACUUGCUUUAAUCUCUUGACUGGGUAUGUUGAAGGGUUUACUUUUUCUGAAAUAAUGUAAUUCGGUCUGUACUUUAAUUUUAACGUCCAUUUCCUGCAAAUAUUUUAGUGCUGUUGAGCACGUACUAAAACACUGCUGAUGCCAUUUUGUUCACCUGCUUAACAGAAAUGACUAUGAUUGGCUGUGAAGCUCAUCAGUUCCCCAAACUCACCACUGUUUGAGUGUAACCACAGAUACAGGGACACUGGAGCGUUUCAAAGUCACGUGGAUAAGCUGGUUUGUCUAUAAGCUUAGAUACAAGCGAUCUGCUGAUGAAUCACUGCUUUUAAAACGCUCCAGUGUCCCUCUAUCUGUAGUUAAACUCAGUAAAAAGUUCAGCGAACUGAUGACCUUCACGGCCAAUUACAGUCAUUUCUGUUGAGUAUGCAAACACAAUAGCAUGUCAGCACUGUUAACGAACUCAACAGUACUCAAAUGUUUAUGUAUCAAAUUUCAGUAUCGAUUGAUAUCUAAUUCCAGUAUCACGACAACCCUACUUUGUAGCUUAUAUAUUUCAGAUGAGAAAGCACUUGAGAGCUGAGGGAAACCCUAAACUUUAAUUGUGUGGACCAAGACCUUAACUCUAGAGAGAUUUAGACUCUUUUUACAGCUUUAUGAUAUCACGAAUAUGUAUCUUAUAAGUGUUUGCCUCAUAUGUAUUGAAAUUCAGACCGUGUUUUUCUUGCUUUAACGCACAAUUUCAUCCACACUAGUUUUUUGGUUAUACUACAGUUCCAGUUUGAGUCGAAGAAGAUCUCUGAGAACAAAAUCGUGUUGAUUCAGAUUACAUAUUUUGUAGAUUUGCUGAUUCCUGCACAAUGAAAAUAUCUAGAAUUUUUAAUUUUUACUGUGUUAAUAAAACAGCAGUAAACCGUGUAUGUACUAUUUUAGUAAUCUGAGCUAUACUAUCUAUAAUUUGCAUAAUUAAUUGCUAAAGAUAUUCCCUUUGGGUAGUAUUUGUACAUAUUUGAAUUUAGAGCAGCACGCUUGGUCACAUGAUGUAUGAACUAAUAGGAUUUGCCAUUACUAAUUUGUGUACUGAACAUUUGGAUAUUAGCUUAUAACGUGCAAAACCUACAGGUUUACAAUGACCAAGUGUGAGUCAAUGAUUAUACAAGUUAUAUAAACAUUUUCAUUAAUAUUUCCGUCUAACUAGAAAAGGAACUCAUGUGAAAAUUGCUCACUGAUGUCAUUUUAGAUAAUAAAGCCAAAAGAUACUGUCCAAUGAAGUCUCGCUGACCAUACCUGGCAACACUCCCACAUUCCCGGGAGUCUGCUGUAUUUCAGACCCAUCUCCCGUCACCCUCCUGUUUUGUUAUUUCUCCCGGAAAACACUUAAUUCCAUCGAUCCCGUAAACCCCCUACCACCCCCAUCUCCCUUACCCCCACCACCCCCACCUGGCCUCUGCUUUUUGGUACAGUCUAUAACACCGCCGGAUUGCUGAAUGGUAUAUAUGAUCGCUGCCCGAAACCUGGCGCAUAGUCUAAUUACUACUGUGUUAUUCAAACACCUUACCCCUGACACCCCACCCCCCACCGCCAGUUCUCCCGAAUUUUCACAAACAAAUGUUGGCAGGAAUGUCGCAGACAGACCGCAAAACUUGCUAAGUUUCAGUUUCUGUAACUUUCUAUAAGGGUCCUUGCAAAUGUUGUCAUAUGUUCUGUAUUUUUUUCUUUCUAGUUAAACUAUGUUUGAGAGACAAACAGUGGGUAUGUAUAAAUAGCUGAUUUGGGUAAUGUAUUGUCUAGAGUAUUUUUUUUUUUGCCUAAACUUAUUUGUUUUUCACCAUAAUGCUUUCUAGGAGUGUAAUCAGUCAUUUUAUGAAGUUUUUUUUUGUCUACAUGUGAUGUCUACACAUUGCUUUGGGAUUUCUAUUUUCAUAAUUUAAGGGGCAAAUAAAUGAUCCAGAGUAAUCCCGA